Messenger RNA from Nematostella vectensis (starlet sea anemone), 447 nucleotides. RefSeq lists its product as uncharacterized. Lineage: Eukaryota; Metazoa; Cnidaria; Anthozoa; Actiniaria; Edwardsiidae. The transcript has 3 exons. Gene Ontology annotation, cellular component: extracellular region. The record is from RefSeq and is a predicted model, not a curated record. Gene Ontology annotation, molecular function: hormone activity. Bases 107 to 418 code for a protein of 103 amino acids.
UGAUCUUUUUAACGAUUAGCUUUCUUAUUGCUUGGCGCACUUCUGUAGCUGUUUAUUUGUCCCAAGAAUCGCGAAUGUGUAGAGCCUUUUGGUCUCCUUGCUAGAGAUGAAAACGUGUGGUAUUUUGGUUGUGUUGGCUGUUUUCGCCUCUUGUUCCCUCGUGAGUGAGGUCAGCGGAGGCCCACGGUGGCAUGGGAAAAAGUAUCUUUGUAAUGGCGACGUGGAUAAAUGGUUCAAGAUCAUCUGUAAGCCCCACACUGGCACUCAUGUUUAUUACCCGGGCAAGCGAUCGAUAGUGGAGUCACAAGAUGCUAACGAGGCGAAUCUGUUCCUAAAGCCGAUGCGAGAGAAACGAAACAUCCACGAAGAGUGUUGUAAAGAAGGUUGUACUUAUCACGAGAUUCAAGAAGUUUGCUGAAUCUAAAUCUAUUAAACGUAUCAAAAAUA